This is a messenger RNA of Cornus florida, 999 nucleotides long. RefSeq lists its product as uncharacterized. NCBI's taxonomy places the organism in Eukaryota, Viridiplantae, Streptophyta, Magnoliopsida, Cornales, Cornaceae. The transcript has a single exon. Bases 1 to 999 code for a protein of 332 amino acids. The record is from RefSeq and is a predicted model, not a curated record.
AUGACUUUUGAUCCACAUCAAGAAACGCUCAGCCGAGGUGAAACAACAGAGUUGAUUCGUCAGAAAGCUAUGCCUCCAUGGCACAAGGACUUUGUUGAAGAUAGAUCAUUCGAUCCGACCUAUCGGCCUUCCAUAACGACGUUCGACUAUCACAGCUCAGAGAGGAAAUCAGUAGACCAGAGAGCAGCCGCGGGAUUCCAGAGGGAGAAUGAAGCACUCCGUUCAGCAGCUCGAACGGUGGAUUCACCGUUCACCGAUGAGAUUCUGAAUGCCCCGAGUCCUAGGAAAUUUUCCAUGCCUGUUUUCAUUCUAUUCGACGGAACGACUGAUCCGAUCGAUCAUGUGUAUCACAUCCAGCUGAAAAUGGCUAUAAACACUAAGAAUGAUUCUUUGAUGUGCAAGUGCUUUCCUACGAGUCUAGUCGGACCAGCUCUGAAUUGGUUCAAGAACCUGCCGAGUGGUUCGGUGGAUAGUUUCCGAAGUCUGUGCGAUCGGUUCAUAAGCCAAUACUAUGGAAACAAGCAUCCAGUGAAAGAUAUUUCGAGCUUAUUCACAAUGAAGCAACACGCUGAAGAGCGUUUCCAGGCUUUCCUAACCAGCUUUAACCUUACCAAGAGCAUGGUUAUUGAAUGCCACCCUUCAAUGGCAGUUCAAGCAUUCAUUCUGGCUAUGAAUCGUGGCACCCCGUUCCACACAAGUUUGGUGGUCAACACACCGAGGACUAUGGAUGAACUCAACGAAAGAGCUGAUGGAUUUGUACGCUUGGAAGAAGAAGAGGCGGCAAAAGCUCGGAAGACGUUCGUUAUAUCCACGGAAGAAAAGACCAAAGCAAAGAUCAAGCAAAAACAGGUCCAACCGCAACGCUCCUCGUGGAAAUCUGAGAAAAGGCCCAGAGAGGAAGAACUGAUUACUCCACUGACAGUUACCCUAGCAAGACUGUAUCAAGAAAAUAAAGAUAAGUUCCGACCUCCUUUACCAAUCAGGCAACCUUUCGAAUAG